Messenger RNA from Syngnathus typhle (broad-nosed pipefish), 3770 nucleotides. RefSeq names its product v-myb avian myeloblastosis viral oncogene homolog-like 1 (gene mybl1). Gene Ontology annotation, molecular function: DNA-binding transcription factor activity, RNA polymerase II-specific; RNA polymerase II cis-regulatory region sequence-specific DNA binding. Gene Ontology annotation, cellular component: nucleus. The coding region runs from base 372 to 2582 and encodes 736 amino acids. NCBI's taxonomy places the organism in Eukaryota, Metazoa, Chordata, Actinopteri, Syngnathiformes, Syngnathidae. The record is from RefSeq and is a predicted model, not a curated record. Gene Ontology annotation, biological process: regulation of DNA-templated transcription. The transcript is spliced from 16 exons.
GCGGGAUGGACAAAACAUCACAUCACCGCAUGAAUUAAGCCGGGAACGUACGCACAGCGAAGAACGAAAGUAAAAUUGUUGCGUGUUUUUGCCGUUUUAGCUCAUAUUUUACGUCGUGAGUCCGAUCACACGAAAAGCGGCGUGGACAUAGUUACGCUGUUAUUCAGAGAGAUGUUGCCGAUGGCUUUUAGCGGAGAGAAAGUAAUAACGACGACGACUCAAUUGGCAAGAUGGCUAGCGUGACAAUGCUAACUAGAUCUGGAAGCGAGCACCCACGGACACUUUUAUGGAUGAACGUCCAAUCUUGUUGCAUUUGAAUGAACUGAGGAAUAAGAACGCGCAGAAGAGGUCCACGCAACCCCGCGGCUGUCAUGGACAACGUGAGGUCGGGACGCAGCCACGACGAGGACGAAGAGUCGCACUGCACAGAUCCUGACAUGAAAGAGCGGAUCAAAGACAAGAAGGUUUUGUGCAAAGUCAAGUGGUCCCGCGACGAGGACGAAAAACUGAAAAAGCUGGUGGAGCAACAUGGCACAGACACAUGGAAAUUAAUAGCCAGCUAUUUUCCUGGGAGGACAGAUGGCCAAUGUCAGCACCGCUGGCAGAAGGUGCUCAACCCGGAGCUGGUGAAAGGCCCGUGGACAAAAGAGGAGGAUCAGAAGGUGAUUGACCUGGUGCACAAGUACGGCCCCAAGCGCUGGUCGGUAAUCGCCAAGCACCUCCAAGGCCGCAUCGGCAAGCAGUGCCGCGAGCGCUGGCACAACCACCUCAACCCCGAGGUGAAGAAGUCGUCGUGGACCCAGGAGGAGGACCGCAUCAUCUACGAGGCCCACAGGCGGCUGGGCAACCGCUGGGCUGAGAUCUCGAAGCUUCUUCCCGGACGGACGGACAACUCCAUCAAGAACCACUGGAACUCCACCAUGAGGCGAAAAGUGGAACACGAGGGCUACCUGCAGGACGCUGCAGCUAAGACGGGCACGUCCCCGCACGGCGGCGCUGCCAAGAGCCGCCAUCACUUGGCGCGUCCUCUGACGACAACAGCGGCCGAGCCGCAGCGUUGCGAUCGGAGCCCCCUGCCCCCAGUGACAGCACCCAACCAGAUGGCGGGAUAUGACUUUGAUCCUCAAAGGCGCCACCUGAUGGACACUUUAGUUUUCACACAGCCGCCCUGCCCGGAUGAUCCCGACAGAGAGCAAAGAAUUAAGGAGCUCGAGCUGCUGCUUAUGUCAGCCGAGAGCGAAGUCCGUCGCAGAGGUCCAUGUACCUUGGAGGAGUAUUCGGCCUGGUCGGAUAGCACUCCAGAUACAGCAAGCGGCAGCCUGGAGGCGCAGGCUGACGGGGCGUCCUGGUCGCAGCUGGAGAGCCUGCGAGGGGACCCCUGCCAGCUGCCCGCCUCCUCCGGCAAGUUGUUGGCUGUGGAGGCCAGCGCGGUGCUGUCCACCCUGCAGACCAUACGCGACUUUGCCGAGACCAUGGAGCUCAUCGACUCGGACCCGGCGGCGUGGAGCGACGUGACCAAUUUUGACCCCUCCGAGACGGCGGUGGCGCCGCGGCACGAGCAAGCCGCCUUCGCCGCGCUGCUUCAAGAGAGAACCGCUGACGCUUCGACCGUCUUCUGCCCGACCACUGCCGCCUCUUCCAAGGCGUCGGCGGCCAGGAGGAGGAGGAGAGAGCGAGGCGAGCCAUCCCCUCUUUGCGACAGAACCUACUCCUCUUUUCUGGAAAACGUUUCCAAUUCACCCAAGAGGACGCUCACCAAGUUGCAGCCAUUCACGCCGACGCGGUUCUGUAACAUAUCAGGGGCAGAGCAUCUCAACUUGGAGAACCCGGCGCUCACCUCCACGCCCGUCUGUGACCAAAAGUGUCUCCUCAGCACGCCUAUUCACAAAGAGUCCACACCCAAGCAUCAGAAGGAGAACGAAGGUUCCAGGACACCCAAGUUUCGUAAAACAGUUAUGAUUCCAACACCAAGGACGCCAACGCCCUUCAAGAACGCUUUGGCGGCGCAAGAGAAAAUGCACGGCCCACUAAAGCUGGAACCGCAGCCGUUAGCGUUUCUGGAAGAAGACAUUCGCGAGGUUCUGAAGCAGGAGACCGGGGCUGACAUCUUUAACAGGGCAGCCAUCUUGCAAUCCGACUACCGAGAGUGGAAAGAAAAUGUAGACGCUCCAGCUCGAAAAGUCCGCAAGGCCCUGGUGCUGGACCCCUGGGGGAAAGACUCCCUCAGUCGCCAGCUGUUCCAAGAUCGGCUCAAUGAUGCACAAGUUCCGGAUGAGAGUCUCUUGUCCGGCUCCUCCCUGAGCUCCGCAACCCCCGAACAGCAGCUGCAGGAGGAGGCGGGGGAGGAGGACGAAUGCGGAAACCCUAUGACAGAGCCGAAGGAGACCCCUUCGCCAGUGGCCCAGCACCUUCGUCGCUUCAUCGAGAAGAAACCCCACAGGGGGGCCAAACAGGUGAGCGAGUGGGAAGCGGUGGUCUAUGGCAAGACACAGGACCAGCUGACCUUGACGGAGCAGGCCCGCCAGUACCUGAACCAGUACCCGUCGACCAGCGGCCCCACACCCAGGGCUCUUGUACUAUAAGGACACCAUCGACCCCCACACACACACACACACACAAUGAAGGAAUCCAGCGCAAUAAAUGUGAGGACACUAACCGCCUUUCAACAGAGAGCCUGCAAAUUUGCUUCUGUAAGAGAAGAUAAGGCAUCAAGGCGGAAUGUUGCAACUGCAUCAUUUUCUCUUUUUUUUUGGCGGAGAUUUUCUUUUUUAUGGUUUGAGGGCAAUGUGGAUAGCACUUGUUAUUGUUUUUGGUUUCUAACAAACGUCCCCUGGUCCACAGCCGAGUUGAAUGUAUUUCAUUGUAACGGGAAGGGUACUUUGAUGUUGAGGUUUUGUUUGUAUUUAUAUUUAUUAUUAUUAUUAUGGCUUAGAUAUUAAUAUAAAUCAGACAACCACAGAGUGAGUAGUUCAACUAAAAGGAAAAACGUUUGGCAUACGGACAGCGUUUGCUCGAAGCAGGCUGCGGCUGUUAUUUAUUUACUAAUUUAUUUAUUUUGUGAUUUUCAAAGAGCGACUAUGGAAAUAAUUUUUAUCAUCACAAUCAACUUGUAGGAUAACUAUGACUUGCUAGCAGCACCUGGCCAAUCAUUAUUUAGCUGCGUUUUUUUACUUAGGUGUUCAUAAACAUAUUCUGACCUCUAAUCAUAGACAAAUUGCACUUUUUUUUUAAACUGAAAUUAUUUAGUUUUGUUUGUGAACGUGUAGUUUUUUUGUGUGUUACUUUGAAUCUUUCCUAAUUCAAUGCUGACGUUAAAUGCUGUUUGGUUGAAAUGAUAAUUGGAUGUACAAAGUAUUUUUUAAAACAUCCUAAAAAAUGGAUUCAUUGAUACCCAUACUCAAUACUCAAAAGUGUCCCGAUACUACACAGCAAAACCACCCAUUUCGGCUUUAAAGCAAAACUACACGAUUUUAUUGUCUUCUAAUCUGGAUUAUCCUGUAUUACAAGUGAGAAUAAGAAGGGAAUCUUGUCAGGGAGCUCAAGUGGAAAUAUUAAGAGAGUCUAUGUAUAUACAUUGUGUUUUGUUGUAUAUUUGAGUUAGAGCAAUGGAGUGCAUAUAAAUGGUAAAAAAAGGCAAUAGAAGCAAUACUACUGUAUUUGUGUGUAACGCUGGCUGUACUUUGUAACAAUUAUUUUUAGCUGAGGUUUGAAAGCUGCCCAUAUCUACCCUGCUCUGCAUUCCGGACAAAUAAAUGCAAUUUAUAUUUAAA